AUGAACCCCAACAACAAGGGGAGUACGCAAGGGGAGGACAAAUCAAAAGCCCUGAGGAUAUUCAAGUGUACGAAAUGCCAUAUUGAGGUUCCCUAUCACUACUUUGGUAAACAGCCAAAAUUUGCCAAGCAAUUGAUAUUUCUUGAAGAUUCGUUCAUCUGUUAUGAUCCCUUCGCACCGGAGAAACGGCCAUUGUGCUUGGGAUCAAAAUGUGCAGGAUGCAUGUCACCAGUCUGU
Messenger RNA from Guillardia theta CCMP2712, 237 nucleotides. RefSeq lists its product as hypothetical. The record is from RefSeq and is a predicted model, not a curated record. Lineage: Eukaryota; Cryptophyceae; Pyrenomonadales; Geminigeraceae. The transcript has 3 exons. The annotation marks the transcript as partial.